Messenger RNA from Linum trigynum, 2488 nucleotides. The record is from the annotation of a GenBank genome assembly. Lineage: Eukaryota; Viridiplantae; Streptophyta; Magnoliopsida; Malpighiales; Linaceae.
GCCAUAAUCUCGAUUCAUCGUAGCAUCCACAAAUCUGAAAUCCAGAAAAAGAAAGAAAGCAAACAAACAAACUCUCCCAAGUCCUCAUAGCCAUGUCUUUCUCAAACACUUUUUUCCUAUCUUCCUUCUUCCCCAGAACUAUUGAUUAUUACUUGGAAAAAAGCAGUAUCAGUAGUGCCAAUCCUCCGGCGCCGGCAAAGCUGAUAAUCACCGGUCUCAAGGGACAACGCACGUCAUCGGCGCCGCCGAAAGCUCAUCCGAAACAAGUCACUCUAAAAGAUCCGAUGAUGAUUCCGGCUACCAGUACUGACUCCACACGCCGCCACGAUGAUAUUAGCAGUGUCAGAAGGCACGCUCAGAAACUAGCAGAAGCCAAGUUCAUUUUCAAGCAAUUAGUGGAGAAAAAUAUUGUAGAAGAAGGAAACUCCUCCAUGAAAAUCUUGAGAAUGAUCGAUGCACUGCAACGUUUAGGCCUCGACCACCACUUCGAGGGAGAGAUCGAGGCAGUGCUGAACCGCCAGUGCGAUAGUGCGAUGACAAAGUAUUCUUCCACCAUCGUUGUUGAUGGUGAUAGUACUCUGAGCCAUGAUCUUGUCAAGACUUCAUUGCGUUUUCGAUUACUAAGACAACAAGGUUAUCGUGCUCCUUCAGAUGUGUUCCAAAACUUCAUAAACAAGGACGGCAAGUUGCAGAGCAAAUCGGAACAAGACAUCAUGGGACUGAUCGAACUUUACGAAGCAUCAUAUUGGGCCACAAAAGAGGAAACCACACUGGUCGAAGCAGGACAAUUCUGUGCCCACUUGUUGGAUUCAGGACGAAGCAGCAGCACUAGAACUUUACAAGCCGCCACUACUGCUUUUGCAGACUACACUGUGAGACAUCCUUCCCACAGAAGCUUACCCAAAUGCCACAUAAGGAACUACCUCAGCAAUUUCCAUGGCGGCUCGACGACCAAGCACUACUAUGAAGACACGCUCGCUGAUCUAGCGAGGUUGGAGUUCAAUAUGAACCAGUCUGUUUGCCUGCAAGAAGUCGUCCAGGUGUCUAAAUGGUGGAAGGAGCUAGGGUUGGCGGAGGAGUUGGAAUUCGCGAGGAACGAACCGAUGAAGUGGUGCAUGUGGCCGUUGACGACGUUGACAGAUUCGAAAUUCUCCGAAGAGAGAGUCGAGCUCGCCAAACCGAUUUCGUUCGUGUACCUCAUUGACGACAUCUUCGAUGUGUACGGGUCACUAGAUGAACUGACUCUCUUUACAGAAAUCGUUGAUAGAUGGGACGUUGCAUCGGCAGACCAAUUGCCCGAUUAUAUGAGGAAAUGCUUUAUGGCUCUCCAUCAGGUCACCAAUGAGAUUGGGUACAAAGUGUACAAAAGACAUGGAUGCAACCAAAUACACUCCCUGCGACAAGCCUGGGCGAAACUUUUCAAGGCAUUUCUAGUGGAAGCCAAGUGGUUCAAAGGAGGAAAGUCCCCAAAUGCGGAAGAGUACUUGAAGAAUGGAAUAGUUAGCUCCGGGGUGCAAGUUGUUCUGCUUCACCUCUUCUUCCUUUUGGGGCAGGGCCUUACACAGAGAAACGAGGACCUCGUUAAUGGCGAUGAUCCUCCGGUGAUCUCUUCCGUUGCCAAAAUUCUCCGACUGUGGGAUGACCUCUCUUCGACGGACGAGGAACAAGAUGGUGAAGACGGAUCUUACAUUAAUUUCUACUUGAUGGAGAAUCCUCAAUCUUCAAUCGAUGAAGCCAAGGUUCAUGUGACGGAUAUGAUUGAAGAGACAUGGAAGCAACUAAACCAUGAAUUUCUAUCUAUAACACCAUUCCCAUUAAUUUUCAACAGGGCAGCCCAUAAUUCUGCAAAAAUGGUGCCUUUGAUGUAUGGAUGCGGGGUUGAUGUUGAUCAAACUCGGAGACUUCCAAAGCUCGAGGAUCACAUCAAGUCCAUGCUCUUUGAAAGCAUUCCCAUGUGAUAUUUACUUUGUUAUAACUUCACAUUGUAGGUUUUUUUUUUUUUUUUUUUACAAAUAACUAGGAAAAAGGUAUAUCAAAACAUUUUCUAUUAUCAGAGCCUGGUUUCGAUCCAGGGACCUGUGGGUUAUGGGCCCACCACGCUUCCGUUGCGCCACUCUGAUCUUGAUGGUUUGAUGACCUUUUCCUUUGGUAUAUAGAAGUUGAGUGAUUUUGGCAUUAGAGGAAGUUUUUUUUAUGUGAAUGACCGUUUCAUUAAUACGAAACACGGUGUACAGAGUUUUUACAACACUGAAAGGAAGGAAAAAACCAAACGAAAAUAAGAUUGAAAACUUCCGGAGGCCUACCAAGGCCCAAAAAACCCUGGUCCAGAAACAACAUGGACAGCCCACCCCUAGUAAACCUAUUUCGCUGACCCAAACACCAUGAGUACGGGCGCUGCUUGCAUCCCCCUCCGCCGAAACCAGCCGCCUUCACUAGAGGAAGUUUCUUUGCUUCAUAAAUAAUUUGAGAAUGAAUCUUUUGUAAUAUU